Mytilus californianus (California mussel) is the source of this 4190-nucleotide messenger RNA. RefSeq names its product titin-like. The transcript is spliced from 7 exons. Gene Ontology annotation, molecular function: microtubule binding. The record is from RefSeq and is a predicted model, not a curated record. Bases 772 to 3240 code for a protein of 822 amino acids. Lineage: Eukaryota; Metazoa; Mollusca; Bivalvia; Mytilida; Mytilidae.
AUUGUGUUAUUCCAAAUAAUCCUUAUUAUACAGAUUCGUAAAAUGUUAUUUGUUUUAAAGUUACACGAGUAUGAUAAAAACUAUCAGUUUAAAAUCAAUUCAAACCGCGAUGAACCUAAACAAUUGGGCUCGAAAAACACACUCCACGCAAUUAAACAAUCUAAUAUAAAGAUCCAUUUUUUAAAUUUCAAAAACUAGCCAGGCGUUACGUUGGUUCAAUAUAUGCGUGUAGAUUUAAAGCGUUAUUCAUAUUCGUUUAUAUGUGACCUAGGCUUUUCCUGAGAAUAAGUGUAAAUAAUAAUUUCUGACUGUUUGCAUUUUUAUAGCGGUUUGUUUGAUGAGGUAUUCAUCCACAUGAUUACCAGCGUGUGACGUAGAGAAAGUGACAGUAUAUUUCAACCUUAUUAUUGGCCAUACAAAGCUGGUUACUAGGGAGUAAAGCCUUUGACUGACGGAUUAACAUCUAUGUAGUAAUUAUAACUACGAAUGUGUAUAGAAAGAAAAAUGCUUUAAAUUUAUUUUUAAUCCGGUGGGUGUUUUUACAAGGUAAUUUAUAUGUGACACGGUUCAAUGGACUGUAAUGAGCAGGUAUAGACAGCACAGCGACACACAGAACUAUGAUGAAGUGAGAGCGAAGGAAAUAUAAACAAACCGUUAAAACAAAACACGAACAGACAACAGAACGAAUCAAUAACAUAUGGAUGUGUUGAAAUAGUCGACAGUGAUAUUUUUUCUGGAUUUAACCAAUUAAAACAUAGGUAUAAUAAGAAAAUGGCUGAACGUUCGAGAUCUAAGCAUAAGGUGAGGUCACCUAGAAUGAAAGCUUCUCAUAUUCAGUAUGCUCCCGAGGGUAGACGAGGCAAUGUUUAUAUCGAUGAGGAAGGUAGGCGGAUUUAUAGAACAUCUGGAAAAAGUGGACAUUCAAAGCGAUACGUUGUCAUGGAUGAUGGUGAAUUGAAACGCGGUGAACGACCGGAAAAAAUAGAAUACCAACAAGAAGAAACAGAAUAUGAAACUCUUAGUGAAGCUGAUUCAGAAUAUAUGGUCCCAGUACGUCCAAAAGGACAAAAUACUUCAACUAGAAGAGUAGUGGAAGGACGACCACGUGUGCUAACGAGAAGAGCUAUAGCAGAAGAUGAGCGACCCGUACUAAGGACCAGGGAUGGAGACACAAUGAGAAGUACACGCGUUUCACGUUCAAGGCCUGCGAGUGAUUAUGUCGUCCGGCGCAAUGAUACUUUGAAUAAUCGUGAGGAAUUGUUUGUACGGUCAGGACGACCAGCUAGUGAAGUACUUGUACGACCUUCACGUGAACGUGUGGUAACAAGAAGAGUUGUGGAUGAUUCAAAUUUACGUGAACGUUAUGUUGUAAGGAGUCGACCUUCUAGUGAAAAACGAAUCAUAGAUAACAGAGAUGUAGAGCUUGUCAGAAGACCGAGAUCCGAAGAACGAGUAACGUAUGUUAAAAGGCCAGUAUCUGAAGAAACAAAUGUAAAAUACGUUACUAGGAAUAGCUUUCGAGACCGACAACCUAUUGGGUAUGUUACGAAAGAACAAGUAGCCGAGGAAAGGGCUUUGAAAAGACAAGAAUAUAUAGAUUACCCACAAGAAUAUAUAAUUCAACGUCCGCCAACGCGCGACGUCGGUUGUCAGAUGACUACAAAUUACGUCAUACAACCGCAGCCAAAACAGAGAAAACUUUUACGUAAUGUACAAACGCAGACUUUUAAGAAGCCAAAGCAACGAAAAAUCAAAACUUAUUAUCAACGAGAAACAGUGGAAGUCGUAAAUGAGCCGGAUCCACCUACGCCAAGGGAGCCUACUCCUAGAACUCCGACUCCACCACCGCCGCCACCGCCGCGAAUUCUUACGCCUGAACCACCAAGACAACCGAAACCACCUAAAAAGAAGAAACCAAAGAAGGAGAAAGAAAUGCAGUUGGUUGUUAAGCAACCAAAUCUUCCCGAACCAGUUUAUGACAGAGUGGAGGAUUUAGAAGUUGUAGCUGGCUCGUCCAAAAUUUAUUAUGAAGCACCUAAAAAGAAAGAACAUUUGAUUAAGAACCCCGAGCCCGAUCCACCAAGAUAUGCUUAUUACGAACCCUCGGAGUAUACGGCGUCUAAGAAAAUUGUUUCCACUGAAAAGGACAUAACUGCGGAAUCUACUUCCAGUAGUAGAAGUUCGAGCAACAACGAGCGAGUUAAAACAGCUGACAACUUUUACACUGUACCUCUGACAGGAAGCACAACAUUUUAUGGACCGUUUUUCAAAAAAGAAAACACAUACCCUCCAAAACGAAAAUCGUCAAAGAAUAGAAAGAAACGAAAACAAACGACUACAUAUGAACGCCCACGAUAUGUUGAAACUGCAAAACGACAGAGGAAGAAGCACCCACAUGUUGCAAAGUGGUCUAGAAAAACUUCUGAGGAUUCUGCUCCGCCCCAGGUUGAAACUUACUUAAAAAAGGUUCCUGUUCUAAUUCAUGAUUAUGGCAAUAUUCCACGGUCAUCACUUAAACAAUCUGGUACCCAUUCGAAGAAGAAAACACGUGGUCAUGUACAGAUUGAAGAAUAUGGCGCCAAACUAUCACAUGGUCCUUCCUUUUAUAUGAAUGACAGUAAAAAUGGUAAACUUAAAUCUUCUGGCGAUUAUAGUACUCAUUCGACCCUGUUAUAUGUAAAUCCAGAAACGGAAAACGUAGAACCUUUGAAAUACACCGGGGAAAUAGAGACCCAGAUCAAAGACAAACGAAAGUGGAACGAACAGGAAGAAGAACCUAGAUAUGUAGUGAUUCCGGGGUUUGACGAUCAUUCUAAACCUAAAAUAAAGGAUGUGAUCGACAAUACUGCCAAACAUUUUGACGAUGACCCAUUAGUUAUAGUGGAAGAUUCCAAGUUCCCGAAUAGAAGAAAACUGAGUUUAAAAAGUCAGUCUGACAUGGAUGACACGUACUUAACUCCGAUUUCUCAUGGACAACAUACAGACAAAUGGGUUAAGAAAACAACAGAGGAAAAACCAAAAAAGCAAAAGCUUAAAGGAAAGGCACAUAUGGUACGUGUUGGUGGGGGUUGGAUGAAAGUUGAACACCAUAGAAAUCAUCAUACACCAUUGAAGAUUUACGAAAUACCCCGUGACGCAAAUGAUGACAAGUUUCUCUAUAUAAAGUCUAGAUUCAAUCCGAACAGAAAGGAAGUUCCAAUAGCAUACAAAAAAUACCGAGAAGAAAUAGUGCGUGGAUGAAUUUAUCAGAAAUAGUUCAGAAAUGUAAAUGCUCAAUUAUACACAAUUUAAGAAAGUUUAGCUAAACGGCCUAGUUUUUCCUGGUUAGAUAUAUGAAAAUAGUGAACAGUAGAUCUUUAUUUAUAUGGAUACUUAUCUUAACGCUUUGUUGGAAAGCACAUGUCUCAUACUUGAAUUCUGCACCAGGUGUCCAAUUAUCAAAACGAGGCUUCAUUGUGAAAACAAUUGGAUUAUGGUGUUCUUGUUUUAUAGAGUUGUAGGACUAAUGAUAGAAAUUUUCCCGUUUAACUAAAAUCAUUGAGAAGCAUCUUAUUAUUAUGUUUCAAUACAACAAAAGAUAUAUAAUUAAGAAAGGAUUGUGAAAGUGUGUGUGUGCAGAAUGUUAAGACAACAAAGCAUGGAUUGUAGUUAUAUGCGUACAAGAGGUUUGGAACCUUUUGAAAAAUGUGAUAAAAUAUUUUGUGAUAUCCCUUCCGAUUUAUUCGCCUUAAAUUGUUAUUUUAUGUUGUUUUUGUUACAUUUAAUACAUUUUAUUCUUAUUUUGUUGUUUAACUCCGUCCACAUUUUCAUGGUUUAUGUAACCAGCAAAAAUAGUCAAGAACCUAAAAAACUUUUUCAAGUCGGCAAUGUGGCUAAGAACGUUUUUAAUAAGUUACCAAUAAACGUUUAAGAAUUAACUGCGUAAAAAUAAGUUAUAUAAGUAUUAAUCCUUUACUAAUUGCACAAAGGGUAUGACAAAAUGAUACAUGCGUGGAAGAAUAUGUCAAAAAAUGUGAAAAAUAUAAAAAUGACUUGCAGAAGCAAGACAUGUGAUUUUGUUCACAUAUUUGAUCCGUGUUGCAUACCGUUCUUGUUUUGGUGCUGACAGCAGUUCUGUUUCUUGCUGGGUUAUUUUGUACUAUUUAUGAAAUAUAUUUUCUUGACAGAUAAUAAAAUAUUCUUAACUUUCA